This is a messenger RNA of Aphanomyces astaci, 1247 nucleotides long. RefSeq lists its product as hypothetical. Gene Ontology annotation, molecular function: nucleic acid binding; RNA cap trimethylguanosine synthase activity. Gene Ontology annotation, cellular component: nucleus. Gene Ontology annotation, biological process: 7-methylguanosine cap hypermethylation; 7-methylguanosine RNA capping. The coding region runs from base 1 to 1212 and encodes 403 amino acids. Lineage: Eukaryota; Oomycota; Saprolegniomycetes; Saprolegniales; Verrucalvaceae. The record is from RefSeq and is a predicted model, not a curated record. The transcript has a single exon.
AUGGUUCGGACGCUGAUUGGUCGAUGGAAUCUGCUUAUGUCGUGGGCGGACACUUUGGCACGAGAGCCGUCCUCAACCAGCAUCUUCGGUGCUCGACGACGAGCACUCCACAUCUCACCUGCUACACGUCCACCCAUGAUACGAGCUUCCCCACAUGCGUCGCCGCGGCGGCUCGGGACCACGUCUCGAAAUUCACCAUCACUAAACCCCGUCCAGCCGCCACCGUCGUCCACUCCCGAGGAGGAUGCAUCCAAGGAUAUCUUGUCCAUGCUGUCUUUGCUGAAGUUAUCCGCGCCGGUAGCGGUUCAAGACUCGGUCAACAAAUCGACUAGCAACAACGACAACUCGUCGCCGUCCCACGAUGACAACCAGAUAUCCGACGACGAGAUUGACAUACGGCCCUUGAAUGCGACGGAAUUGUCGUUGUGGAACUCGCUCAAAUCGUCCGCCACACCUGUGGCAUCGGCGACGUCCCCCGUCCAGACACCCACUCGGCCUACUCCAUCGACGCCCGUGUCCAAGGCUCUUCUCAAGAAGAACAAAACUACCAACGACCCCAACGACAAGCGGGACUUUCUGUUUGGUGGGCUCGCGCCCGAACUCCGCGUCCAGCUUCAACUGGACGACGUCGCCCAGUACAGUGUGACAGACAUGAAAACCGCGGCGCGCAUCUCGCACUUCCUCAUGACGCUUCCAGGGCUCAGUCCCGACAGCGUCGUCACCGACGCGACCGCGUGCGUCGGCGGCAACACAGCGUCCUUCUGCACCUUCUUCCGGUACGUUCAGGCCGUCGAGAUCGACGCCACGCGGUUCCAGAUGCUCGUGCACAACCUCCACGCCGUCAUGUCAUACGUCAACGCCCAGUGCUUUUGCGCCAACUACGUGGACGUGGUCGAGUGCUUUGGUCAGGACGUGGUGUUUGUGGACCCGCCGUGGGGAGGCCCCGAGUACCGGUCGCGGUCGACGGUGGACCUCUUCCUCGGCGAUACCCCCCUCGCGGACGUAUGCGAGCGCCUCGUCGGACGGACGCAGUACGUUGUGAUCAAAGUGCCAGAGAACUUUGACCUAGACAAGCUGACGCGCCAUGUGUCGGGCACGGUUGGGUACGUGGCGUCGUUUCGAAAGAUGGGGCUGGUUGUCGUCGACUAUCGGUUUGUGUCCCCUGUCCACUCUGAUGACCAAGACUUGCUGGCAUCGAAAUUUUACAGCUAAUAUUAACAACAAUUCCAAUCAUAUGUGGGAAUCGU